ACCAAACCGACAUUACAAUCUGCAACCUCAAGAUGGUUUACAUGCAAUCUCACGAGCGCACAUCCACGAAAACAGGACGCACGAGCCGCGCCGUGCUCCCUCUGUGUGACCGUCGCAGUCGAGUCAAAUUAAGCCCAAAUUACGUGGACAGUGAAGCCUACACAACGUGCUACACAUAGUGGAGAUUGUCUGCGUGUAAUCCGUGUGCGCACAGUCUACAGCCGCAAAUCAAAAGCCCCAUGUCUUACCGCAUCCGUCCGCGCGCCCAGCCUGUGCUUAUCCAUUUUUCGCCAGGGAGGCGAAACGAGGCAGCGCGAGAGUGGUUUCCCAAUGACGACAUCGGACAUGUGCACGAGUGAGCGUGCCGGUUGUAGUGAGCGUGUGCAUGGAGCCAAAGUGCCGGCAGCUGAACCAGUCAGUGUGGAUGGAGUCGCACAGCAGCCAUGGACAUCUCUGCUCUGCCCAACAAUAACCACCCGGAGAAGUUCCUCCAGCUGGACGUGGGGAUGCUGCCGGUCACCCACGGGAUGUUCCAGGUCGGAGCUGUCAUGUCCAGUCACAAACACUGGCACAACAGGGUCUACUUCCAGAGGGAACAGAGGAUCAGAGCUGACACCAGGUCACCUCCGUCUCCAGAGGGUUCUCCUGUGGUGUUCGUGGACAGAUAUCUGGAGAAGCACAUCACUCCUGUCACUUUUAAGUCCAACAUUAAGACCAACCCUCUGUACAUGGACAUUAGAGCGAUGGACGCCGUGGACAACGAGAAAUUCAAACCAUCGUGGACUGUACAGGAGUACGACACGCAAACCAUCCACGGGAACCUCGCUGACUAUUUAAAGGAGGGGGAGAAGACUCCAAAAGACUUGGACUUCUGGCUGGAGGACCUCUACACACCUGGAUUUGACUCUUUACUGAGGAAGAAAGAAGCAGAAGAGAGAAGGAAAAGACUUUGUAAAAUAUUCUCUUUGGCUGUUUUGUCCAUUUGUGUAAUACUUAUUGUGAUCAUAGUGCCAGUUGUGGUUCUAAAAAAGAAAAACUGACAUUGAAAAUUAGCACAUAGUGAAGCAGUGGUUAUAUACAUAUAAUUCUGUUCUUAUUUACAAUGACAGAGAAAUGGAGGUAGAACUAACUGUCAUAUUGCACUUUAGAUUCUGUUAGUUGUUCACGUGUUUGUGGUGGAACAGGUCAGUGUCCUGUCUGUGGUUAAACAGGUCAUGGUGAGUCCUCUGUUAGGAUGACUCAGCCUUUGGAGCAUGAAAUACUGCACAGACAGUUGAACCGAUGCACAACGCAUGACUUUAAUCCUCUCCUCUUGCACAGGAUGAAGAAAAUCAGGUAGUUGAGGACAAUUUAGAUCUUAAAGGACUUCAGAUUUCAGUCCCAGUGAUAUUUGGACUGAAUAAAACAUGGACAUGGCAUCUAGGAGGUCAUAAGGAGAUUUCAGAGGGGAUGCUUUAAACCCAUGGUUCUCAACGUGAGGUCUGCUGGCCCCUCAAGGGCCACGCCACAGAGCCCACUGGCCGGGCUCUGUACUGGUUCUGGUUCCUGAACCGGCCACCGCAUUCCACUGAUAAAAAAAAAGUUUUUUGACCAGAAAGUCAGUUCUUAGCUAGAACCUAAAAAAGGUGGUUCUUCCUCGUGAACUGUGACAUCAUCAGUGGGUGUGUCCUAUUCUAGUUUGUGAAGUCAGGCAGGAAGGUCAGGUUUAUUUCUAUACAUAGGGCAUUUAAAGCAAAGCAAGCUGUUCACAGUGUUGUACAAAGACAUAAAAAGUAAUA
This is a messenger RNA of Sphaeramia orbicularis (orbiculate cardinalfish), 1778 nucleotides long. Its product is annotated as major intrinsically disordered NOTCH2-binding receptor 1-like. The transcript is spliced from 4 exons. NCBI's taxonomy places the organism in Eukaryota, Metazoa, Chordata, Actinopteri, Kurtiformes, Apogonidae. Bases 444 to 1040 code for a protein of 198 amino acids. The record is from RefSeq and is a predicted model, not a curated record.